AUGCCACCUAGCACCUACUCAGUUCCAUCUAUACUCCUAACCAAUGCAUGUCAUGUGACAAAUAAAAUUACAGAACUUUCUGGAAUCGCUGCUGUCAAUAACCCAUCUCUGGUCAUAAUUACAGAAUCCUGGCUGAACUCAAAUAUUUCGGAUGCUGCUAUAGAAAUUAGUGAGAAGUUCAACGCAUAUCGACGAGACCGCCCUACCCCUGGUGGCGGUGUCUUAGCCUAUGUGCACCAUCAAAUGCCUACUACCCGUCUUACAAAUCUUGAAGUGGAAGAUAAAGAAGUCUUAUGGCUCCUGCUUAAACCGCCUAGAACUCCCAGGCCUUAUAGUGCCAUAAUAGUUAUUAGUGUAUACUACCCACCAGGUCAGACGAUGGAAGAUGAAAGAGCAAUGCUCGAGUAUAUCACAAAUGGACUUGAUGAAAUUCUGAAAGACCAUCCUUCAGCAGGUAUAAUCAUCGCCGGAGAUUUUAACAAAAUGAAACUGAAUCUAGUAUGUAGGCGCUUUAACCUUUGCAAAGUUGUACGAGCUCCUACUAGGGGCAGAAAUAUUUUAGAUCAAAUCCUUACUAAUAUGUCAGAAUUUUACAAUGACAUCCAACAUCUCCCGCCGAUUGGCCGCUCGGACCAUCAGUGUCUCUUACUCACCCCAAAGCUGAAAGAAAAAGUGAAGGCGAUUUCCCGAAAAGUACGCCUGACAAAAUGUAGUAACUUAAUCGAUCUGAGUGUCCAUCUGAACAGGCAAAGCUGGGAAAUGGUUUAUGAUGCUGAUGAGAUUGACGAUAAAGUUUCGAAAUUCACAAGUAUGAUCACGCGUAUUCUUGAUAAAACGCUGCCCAAACGUACUGUACGUUUUCAUCCUUCAGAUAAACCUUGGAUGACCCCGCGUAUAAAGCAAGAAAUAAAGGCCAGACAAAAAGCGUUUACGUCAGGGAACAGAUCAAGAUACCAAUUAUUAUGUGACAAAGUUUCUUCACUUAUAUCUAGUGCUAAGAAAACGUAUUAUCAAUCGAAAGCGGAAGAUACACGUGUAACAAGCCCAGCAAAGUGGUAUAAAAUUAUAUAUGAACUUGUGGCUGCUAAUGAUUGUAACUUCCAAUCUUCAGCAGCCCCCACAGAUGACCUAGCUGAACGCUUACAACAAAGUUUUACCAAGCCUUGGCAGAGCACCACUCCUAAUGAAAAACCAAAACUAGAGGAAAUUGAACAUUUACUCAAAGAUACCAAGCCGCUGUUACCUUCGAUUGGACAAAUUAAGGCAAUUCUCAAACACCUAAACCCUAAGAAAGCAAGCGGUUCGGACGACAUUCCUGCAUGGCUACUGAAACGUUACAGUGAAGAGCUUGCCCCUAUUAUUCAUAAUAUCAUCUGCUCUAGCAUUUCCCAGUCCAAAUACCCGACUCUCUAUAAGCACGCAUUGGUCACCCCUGUGCCCAAAGUAUACCCCCGAAUGAUAUUGACAAUGAUUUCCGGCAAAUCUCUGUAUUACCGCAAAUGGCAAAAAUCUUGGAAACCAUACAACUUAAACUGA
Molecule: messenger RNA, 1536 nt
Organism: Dendronephthya gigantea
Lineage: Eukaryota; Metazoa; Cnidaria; Anthozoa; Malacalcyonacea; Nephtheidae
Exons: 1
Coding region: 1-1536 (511 amino acids)
Source: RefSeq, a predicted model, not a curated record